CUUGCUUGCAGUGUAGUGGAGCCACCUGGGGGCCUAGCUGGGCGCUCACCUGCAGGGAUCCCCUCUAGCGGCCACAGGAGGAAUCCUUCAGCAAGCCUCCUCGCCCUCUCCCGCUGUCUUAGCUUUCUGGUGAUCGCUUACCUCCACCUGCCCGACAGCAGUAAGACGUGGAGCCCAUGCCGCUUUUACAGAUGAAGAAAUCCUCAUCGGGCUGAGACCUCAACAAAUGGGUUCAGAUCCUGGGGCAGAGAGAGCUCACAGGAAGAUGGACGGGACCCAAGUGGCACAUUGUAGGAACUGCCCAAAGGCCAGCAGGCCAGCGACAGCUUAUGGUAUUUUAGGGGUUAAUCCCAAAUUCAGAUGGGAGCCGUUAGAGGGCUUUAAGCAGGUGAGUGACAGGAUCACUGUGACUACUUCUGAAGUUGUCUGGAGAAGCUCAUGGGAUACUACGUGGCUGCCCUUGUAGUUUGUUUUGCAGUUACAACUAGGGCUUGGAUGACAAUUUUUUUUAUUUCUUUCAGUAGGAUUUUUGAGUGGGCAAAAUUACAAGGCUUUUGGUCUAUCAGAAGGUUUUUGAGAGGUCACCUAGAUAAAUCUCUAUUAGUUCUCCCUACUGGUUCUGACGUAAUUAACCUGAACCCUAAAAUUCUGGCAGCUUCACCUAGGACUUUGAAACGCCUCUUAUGAUUGGUCAACAACUUUUCACUCUAGAGAAACAGAGGACACCAUUGGCUAGAGUUAGAGGCAGCCAGAAGGUGAACUCCAGAAUGUUAGGCCUGUGGUUGUCACGGCGACAGGAAGCUUGGACAGCCCAGACUCAGCCCUUGGGACUCGACCAGGGUGCUUAGAAGAACAUGCAGCAGAUGUUUUCAUCAAAGAAAUGGAAUAUAUCACAGAACUUUGCUGACAUAGUCAACUCUACAGAGAAAGACAAGCAUACUGUCAAACCUUCCAGACAAGCCAACAAACUACAGAAAGGUUUUACUGCUGCAUAUCCAACACAGUCCUCCAUUCCUUUUAAAUCCAAAGUUUCAGAAAUUCCAGAAUCAGAAAGAAGAGGAUUUAAUAGUCAAGCCAGGAGAUUUUAUUAUAAGCAGGAUGACGUCCCAGGUCCUGGAUUCUACGAUGUCAUCCACCAGUCUCCAGUGUCCAACAGUGUCUCAUGGUCCAAGAAAGGAACAAGCACUUUCCCCUCUAUGCGUGCCCGACUACUGGAUAACAACAUUUCUAGAUACCCUGCAGCUAACGCAUACACUAUCCCAUCAGAUUUUAUUUCGAAGAAAGACUUCAGUAAUUCCUAUUCCAGCAUGUUCCAGCUGCCAAGGUUCGCAAAAGCUCUCAAAUGUGGAACUCCUGCACCAAACUAUUAUAACGCCUCCAUCUCUUGCUGCAAGCAGAGAAACAACGUCUCUGCCCGAGCUGGAUUUGUAUCAAAAACCCAAAGAAGAUUUUUCACUGUUACUGAAAAAGCACCUGCCCCAGGGCAUUAUAAUGUCAACGAAUCCCUUGUGAAGCGAUCGCCAAAGAUAUUAAUGUCUUGUUUUAAAUCAAAAACUGAACGUGGAUUAAAAUUGACGUCAACAGGCCCAGGACCUGGUUAUUACAGUCCAAAUGAUGGCACCAAAGUUCAAAGAAAGACUCUUAUCCCGAAAAACCCCAUUCUGAACUUCUCUGCCCAGCCUUCGUCUCUGCCCCCGAAGCUUCCUCUCCCAGGCCCUGGGCAGUAUGAGAUCGUGGACUACACAGGGCCCCCCAAGCAUUUCAUCUCUAGUGCAUCGUUCGUGUCCAACACCAGCCGGUGGACGUUGGCGCCAACCCAGCCAGGCCUGCCUGGCCCAGCCACAUACAGGCCAGAGUUCCCAGGAAAGCAGUCCUUCCUCUACAACGAGGACAACAAAUGGAUCCCAGUGUUGUAGUGAUGUCACACAAGCCCAGGGAGAAACCGUGCCACCGUCCCACCCCCACCCCAGCUUCCCCAGGACAUUACCAGGAGAAUGUGCAUCGCUUGUGUGAGAGCUGAUGACUUGGGAGCAGCUCUGCCACCCCUCCAACCUGGCAUGGGACCUGAACUGCUGCCACUGCCCUUGCCUUGAGCUUCACCUGGAGACAGCACCCCACUCCUGCUGGGUCCAGUGGAUCUUUGAGCAGAGAGGAGAAGUGGACAGAGGCCCCUGACUUCCCAGCUGGCUUCUGGUACAACUCCCCUCCACAGACUUCCUAGGCUCCUGAAGCACAGACUCCAAGGAGAACCAAUCCGCAGCGAGGGCAGCCAAGGCCCAUUCCCACCCCAGGACCCCGAGGCAGAGCCAGAGCCCCUGAGCCUAGGGCAGGCCUGUGAACCAGACAGUGCGGUGGGGGCCCAGGCAUGGUCCCAACCCUCUGCGCCCCACUUCCAGGUGCCUGCUUCAGUUCCAGGCGCCAGCACAGUUCAGAGGUGCCUGUGACAGAGACACAAAGGGGUUGCCUGGGCUUUUUGUCUACACGAAGCCACAGUGUCUCACCUUCAGGAAGAACACAGAAGCCGGUCACCAUAGCCACUUUUUCCCCAUUAACUGCCUCUGGAGAGGCGGGUCACAUCAGUUUACUGGCUUGGCAUUGGAUAGCACAUGUGAAUAGGAUCCAGCGAGGCCACACUGUGCCCCACCCCUGCAGGCUCACACUGUCCCCAAACUUCCCCUUCCCCGCCUGGUCUCUAUCCCCUCCCUGACCUCCUGCCCCAAUGUCAGAAAAAGACAUUUUGACCAAGUGUGACACAAUCUUUAAAGGAUUUUUUCUGGCCUGCCAAAUCGUUUCCCCUCCACAAGAGGAAGAGAUUCCCAGAGAACUGAGAAGAAAUAAAAAUGACCUUCCACCUCCUUGUCCUUCCCACCCCGCCCCCCCCCCCCGCCUUGGCACCUUCCCCACACCCCAGCUUCCCUAAACAGUGAUGUUCUAAGUGGGGUCUCUGGAGUUUCUCCCCUUCCCUCCCCAGCCUCGCUUCCCCAGGGAGCUCUGCCCUUACUUCUCCCAGGGAAUGUCACUUCCCAGGCCUUCCCUGGGAUGGACUGGCUGUUGAUUGGCUCUCCCUUUGGGGAGGGCGGGUGAGGCACAGGGAAGGAGCCUGUGGAGUAACAUAUCCCAUUAAACUGCAUUCUUGCUUCUCACAAAAGCUGGCCCUUCUGUGAACUUCAGCUUCCCACAAGGGCUGGGGGGCUUUGGAAGGAACGAGAGGCCACCUAGAACACAGGAGAUCUGGGCUUAAAGGCAGAGACAGUCUGUGCUUCUGUGCGCCCAGGUCCUUAGCUUCUCCAGAGGAAGGGCUGGGUUGGAAUGCAGGGCCUCUAAGGUCAACCCCUUCCAGGAGCUGGGUGGGCAGGGCCUCCAGCAAAACAGGUCAGGUAGGGAUGGAGAUGCUGGGCUCUGGGAAUGGGCUGCUGCUGCCAGCUACAGGGCUUCCAACACAGCUCCAGGGACUUGUUCCCAGAUACGGUAAAUUUUCUAGUAGCAUCUAGAAGAUCUUUAAAACAUAAAAGCUCUAGAUUUUAGAUGUUAACAACUAUAUUCAAUUUAAAAUUUUUGCUUGGACUAAAGGAAAUUGUUUUGCUGGCCAUCAGUUGGCCACCUCGGUGCUAAAAGUUCUGGAAGAUCCUUCAACGGUGGUGACCUUAAAGCUGUAUCUUUGUUUGAUCACAGAUUGUUGACAGUGGGGCCAGAUCCAGAGGCUUCGGUUUUAAGGUCCAUUUGUCCCUGAGUCCCCUUGGCGACUUUAGCAGCCACUGGGCUGGGAGCAGCUGGCCCUGGGGUCGCUCUGGGCAGGGGCUGGUGGUAAUGCGUUGGACAAUGGUGACAGGCCUCCUCUCCCCUCAGACAGCUCUGCCAAAUGAAGAGUGUCUCAGAAGCAGCCCCCGUCAGGUGGGGUCAAGAAAGAAGGAAUCUGGAAAGAGCAGAGCCAGUCAGACCUAUGGAUGAUGCGGCUGGGCUUAGGCACUGAGGCCCUGAGCCCAAGUGGUCUGCCUUGAUUGUACCCAGCUGUGGCUGGACAUUGCAACUGCCUCGGGUCACUAGGCAGACAGCAUGCCUAGGCCCUACCCCCAGAGGUCUGACCUAGUUGACCUGAGGUAGGGGUCAGGCAUUGCUAUCUUUAUUCCAGUUCUUAGUGUGACUGUAAUGUAACUAGUUAGGAUUAGAGACACUGAGAAUUUAAUAAUUUCCCAAAUUUUCAUGUGCCUGCAACUCACUUGGAGAUCUUAUUAACACAUUAACUGCUAUGUGAGUUGUAUUUAACUUAUGCUAGUUUUGAGCCUGGGGCCUCGCAAACCAUAUGUAACUCACACAUCUCUUGAUCUAUCUUGACCUAAUA
Molecule: messenger RNA, 4339 nt
Organism: Nycticebus coucang (slow loris)
Lineage: Eukaryota; Metazoa; Chordata; Mammalia; Primates; Lorisidae
Gene: STPG1
Product: sperm tail PG-rich repeat containing 1
Exons: 10
Coding region: 855-1916 (353 amino acids)
Biological process (GO): positive regulation of mitochondrial membrane permeability involved in apoptotic process; epigenetic programing of male pronucleus
Cellular component (GO): female pronucleus; germinal vesicle; male pronucleus
Molecular function (GO): chromatin binding; histone binding
Source: RefSeq, a predicted model, not a curated record